Molecule: messenger RNA, 1737 nt
Organism: Saccharomyces cerevisiae S288C
Lineage: Eukaryota; Fungi; Ascomycota; Saccharomycetes; Saccharomycetales; Saccharomycetaceae
Gene: DCR2
Product: phosphoprotein phosphatase
Exons: 1
Coding region: 1-1737 (578 amino acids)
Cellular component (GO): cytoplasm
Molecular function (GO): hydrolase activity
Source: RefSeq, marked reviewed
AUGAUCCGGUUACCGAGGCUGUAUCAAAGGUACCUAUUAUACUUGGUAGUUUUUGUAGUGAUUGCCCUAUUUUACUUCCUACAGGCGCCAAGAGUUGAAGAGCACAUUGGUUUCGACCUUGCACUCCCGAUAUCACACGUUGAUAAUCUAUGGUUCCAAAAUAAAGGUCUAGAGGGAUUCUCAAAUGACGAUAAGCUAGUUGUAAAUAUAGGCUAUGACGAAUGUUUUCAUAUUGGUCGUUUUUAUGAAGGAUGUUUUAAUCGGCAUGAACUUAAAUCAACUUUAACUGAUGGGCACCAAUACUUACAAAGGAAAAGAAUUCAUAAAGACUUGAGAGGUUCCUUUGGACGCAGGUGGUUUGGAAAGUCAGAAUACCUUUACUAUGAUGUGUUAUACCCUGCUUUGGUGGACUACUUUGGAUCCAACCUAGAAAAGCUAAAUGUUGAGGCAGUAACUGGAAUUUCCAAAUAUCCUAAAGACAAAUCGCUACCCUUUAUGGAUGUAUCCAUCACAUUCGAGCCUAUUAGCAUAGAACUAUUGCAGAAAAGGAGCUACAUAAGCGAUAUUAACAUUCUCUUUGGUGUUGAUUGCAUCCAGCCGAUAGCAAAUUGGACUCUUCAAAAAGAAUUUCCCUUAGUAAAAUACCGCUACAGCGAACCUGCUUAUUUGACUUACAAAUUCGUUGGUACUCGUCCUGUAGACACAGGAGCUCAACGGCUGCAAGAAACUGAUGAAGGAAAGUUCAAAAUUGUUCAGUUGGCGGAUCUCCACUUGGGUGUGGGGGAGUCUGAAUGUAUCGAUGAGUAUCCAAAGCAUGAAGCUUGCAAGGCAGAUCCAAAAACGGAAACUUUCGUUCAACAAGUUCUUGACAUUGAAAAACCGCAGUUGGUUGUUUUUACUGGUGACCAAAUCAUGGGUGAUAGAUCUAUUCAAGACUCUGAAACCGUAUUAUUAAAGGCGGUAGCACCCGUCAUUGCAAGAAAAAUUCCGUGGGCAAUGGUAUGGGGAAAUCACGACGACGAGGGAAGCUUAACGCGCUGGCAGUUAUCCGAAAUAGCUUCAGUACUACCAUAUUCCCUUUUCAAGUUUAGUCCCCAUGAUACACACGAUAAUACGUUUGGCGUUGGUAAUUAUAUUUAUCAGAUUUUUUCGAACAAUGAUACAGAAGUCCCAGUAGGUACACUUUAUUUUCUGGACUCACAUAAAUAUUCUACGGUUGGUAAAAUUUAUCCUGGAUAUGAUUGGAUUAAGGAAUCACAGUGGAAAUACAUUGAAGAUUAUCAUGAUGUGAACUUGAAGUUCAAAACAGGUCUUUCAAUGGCAUUUUUUCACAUCCCACUGCCAGAAUACUUGAAUAUUGAAUCCAAGACACAUCCCGGAGAGAAAAAUCCCCUCAUUGGAAUGUACAAAGAAGGUGUUACUGCACCUAAGUAUAAUUCUGAGGGGAUAACAACUUUGGAUAGGUUAAGUGUGGAUGUCGUCAGUUGCGGACAUGACCAUUGUAACGAUUACUGUCUUCGAGAUGACUCUACGCCGAACAAAAUCUGGCUAUGCUAUGGCGGUGGAGGUGGAGAAGGUGGUUAUGCUGGCUAUGGAGGUACAGAAAGACGUAUCCGUAUUUAUGAAAUUAAUGUAAAUGAGAACAAUAUACACACAUGGAAAAGAUUAAAUGGCAGUCCAAAAGAGAUUUUUGAUUUUCAGUCUAUGUUGGACGGUAAUUCUCCAGAAUCUGUUUAA